Molecule: messenger RNA, 5975 nt
Organism: Ictalurus furcatus (blue catfish)
Lineage: Eukaryota; Metazoa; Chordata; Actinopteri; Siluriformes; Ictaluridae
Gene: fam219b
Product: family with sequence similarity 219 member B
Exons: 5
Coding region: 337-927 (196 amino acids)
Source: RefSeq, a predicted model, not a curated record
CCGAGCGUGACGCAGGUAUAAACGCUAGAUCGGACAUCAGUCGGUUUCACACCUUCGCACACACACACACGAUUACCGGUUCACAUUCAGACAUGUUUUUUUUCGGGAGGUAGGAGGAAAACCGGAGAACCCAGGCAGACCCGAGGAGAACAUGAUGACCAGCUGCGCAAAGCAAGAACAUCUGGAAUGUUCCUCACUCUUUCCAUAUGACGUACUGUAUAACAAUUUUUAAUAAAUUACCAGCAUUAAUGAGGAACUUGGGGGGGGUCAAUCAGUAGAGAUUUUCCAAUCCCAUUUCUACUAAGGAAACUGAAUCGCUAGUUUUUCCAAAACAUUAUGGAGCGACAAUUAAAGAACGGGAUGAAACGGGCUGCUGCGCUUCACUGUAUUAAAGAUAUUUGCUGUGCAAAUUGUUUAUUUAUUUAUUUGUUUAUUUAUUUUUAUCCCUCAAAGGCAGGCAGUAGCAGGAGCGUCCGAACGAAGCCGGCUUUGGAUGGAGGAAACCGAGCGGUUGAGAAGAGAGGACCUUAUAUAAUGGCCAAAUCGAUAAACAUGAAACUGCAGAGACCCAGAGAGAUGGCCAGGAGAGUGUUUAAGAAGAAAGGCUUUUCCUCUGGCGGAGCGGUCAUGCAGCAGCCCAGGCAUGCAGCGAAGAAUGUGAAGUUCAAUAAAGGAUACGCAGCACUCAGUCAGAACGCAGAAGAUCCGCUAGUGUCUCUGGAUUCGGACAGUGACGUAGAGCUGGAGUAUUCAUCCGGAUAUUCCUCGGCAGAGAUCCAUCCAGAUCUGAGCCGACAGUUGCUGAAAGACGGAUACCGACUGGACGAGAUCCCAGACGACGAGGACCUGGACCUCAUUCCUCCCAAAGCCAUGGGUUCCUCCAUCUGCUGCUGCUCCUCUGAUGGCCCGUCCUGCUGCCUGCAGUGAACUCUACCGCAGCACUUUUCCUCUCGACAGCACCCGCGCCGCAGGAAGCGAAACCCCCGCCUUUGAGAAGGAAACCGUCGGCGAGGCAAGCGCACGUCCGUGCCACGGCGCCACCCGACGUUCUCCCGCACCGUGUUCCUGCAGCGAUGUCACUAAUCUCAUCCGCAUCCUGUUUUCUCGACAGACGCCCAGAGACGUCCUUAACUUUGCUGCUUUUUUUUUUUUAUAUUGUUGUUGUUGUUGUAAUGCAGUUUUACAGAAAGGUCGCAGCGUGCGAGGGUAGGAAUAGUAUCGAAGCGCAUGUACGUCUCUCCAUGAUCUGUGUACCGCAUCUCUAGCGUAACCAAAUUUCAGUUCUUGUCCGUGUUACCGUACAGAGACAAGACAACCAAGACAACAUUUUACACGAUACGUGCACUUUCCUAGAACACUUUUUUUUUUUUUUUUUUUUUUAAUUUAUUUAUAAAUGUCGAAAAACUCCAAAUCUGUAUAAUUGAUCGUUUCUGAGACGGGACUAGCGUUUCAGAACUGCUGAAAACGAACGUAGCCCAAAGUAAACACAGAAGUGCCUGGGUUUUGAUUUGUUUAUAAAUCCAACAACUCCCUUUUUAGAUUCCUGUGAUAUGUUUUUCAGCACCAGGAAAUAUCCAGAUGUUACAGAGUUAGGGUGAAAAAAAAAGAAAAAGCUAAUUUAAAUGAUUCAAAAUCAUCUUUAGGUUACUAGACUAACCUAUCCACCUGAAGUCCAAACCGUCCUCAUGCCAAACUUCAACCGUGAUUAAUUUUAUUCCGGUUUAAUUCCUGUCUAGUUCGGUCCUUAAACCCGUCAGCGCUCUUUCCUCGACUCGAUUUUCAUUUUCGUGUGAAAUAUAAUCUAAGGCUUUGACCCAGCUGACAUUAUUAACUAUAAUGAAAGAACAGUUGAGGAUGUUUAUUAGGGAUGCACCGAAAUUUUCAGCCAAAAAUAGUCAAAAAUGGAGAACCAGCUGGUGGAUCAGGGUCCGAUCCUCCUCCUCCUCCUCCUCCUAUAAUCCUAUCUCUGAUCCCUGACCCAGACAAUGCUGUUCAACUCAAAACAGCACAUUUAACGCAUUAUCCACUCUGAAAACACUGACUUAUCUCCACCCCCUGGACUAAUAAUUACUUGACGUCCUUAAUCUAAACAAGCCCCUAAUUAGUCAGGUUUGGGAACAGAAGCCCAGGAUGGAGAUCCAGAAUGUCACCAAAAAUUUCGGCACAAAAACAUAACACGAGCUUCGUCCUGGAGGACGUAGCGCUAAAAAACAGGCCGACCCAAUAAUCCCUAACGUACCCGCCCGGAGGUAUCUUACGUUUGUUGCGAUUACUGAUGGUUGUUUUGUCUCGUGUGAAGCUGAGGAACAACUUUCCCACUUCCAGCAUGUUCAUCACACACUUCAAGCUUUGCAUUAGUAUAGGGACAACUUGACCGACGCUUUAAAAUGCUGCGCCGCUCUGACUAACCAGAGAGCCGCCUGGAGAGAGCAGUGUUUACCUUUUGUUUUCUCUUUAGGUUUUAAUUGCAUUACAUGUUACUGAUAUGUGAGGGGAAAAAAACGUAAACCAGCUAUCCUUUUUUUUUUAUAUAUAUAUUUAAACCAUUAGUAUUGUAUUUCGCUGGUUUUGUUUCGUUUUUUUUUUAACUCGGUUUUAUUCAUUGUGUUUUAAUAGUGAAGAGGUUUGUUUCACCGCUCAUCAUGGAAUUUAAAGGUGAGGUUUGCGCUUUUGGGAUUUUGUUUACAUUUUUCAGACCCAGAAAUUAGCUCCGCCCCCAGCUCAUGAGACAAGUCACGAGGAAUACGUGGAAUUUUUAUUAUUAUUAUUAUUAUUAUUAUUUUUAAAUAAACAAGGGUUGGUGUUUGUUAAAGAGAGGACAAGAUUCUGAGAUUCACCUCACAGGCAGCAGAGGGCGCUACAAAUUGCAAACAGCUCCUUUAAAUCCGUUUGAACCAGUGAUCUGUUGAAUCAGACCUGUUCUUGGACUUCAAUCUACAGAAUUUAUUUCUAGCCUGAGUUUCACACAGCUGAUCUGGAGUCUGUGUGUGUGUGUGUGUGUGUGUGUGUGUGUGUGUGUGAGUGUGUGUGGUAAUGUUUUCUGAAACAGAUCGACGAUGACCGGUGCUUGUCCGUCCCCGAGUGUGGUAAAGUAGAUGAUUCUGAACAGGAGGCAGAAGCCUGUGAUAUCGAUCCCACUAACGUCACGUACUAACGCCACCGUGUUUCACUCCACUUCAGAUGCUUGGACCCGUGUGUCGCGUCAGGCUCAUGUUUGGGAGGUUUGUGAAGCGCACAGUAAUUAAACGCCACAGUCUGUCUGUCACCUGCGCGUGCAAAUGGUUUAACAGCAAAAAAAAAAGAAAAGCGUUUUACCGUCAGCCAGCUUGCGAAUGAAAGUAAAUAAACAAAUAAAUAAGUAAAUAAUAGCCAGGACGCACAAUCUGUGGACCAACCUGAACGGGAGGGACGGGCUGGGGGAUGUCGGGAUAUCACUCAUCACAUGCUAACGCCACCAUGUUUCAUGCCACUUCAGGUGCUUGGACCCCCUGCGUCGCAUCAGACUUUCCCUCCGUUAAAAAUUCAGCUUCAGUGAGCUGCACGUUUCAGAAAGUAUUUCAGACUAUAGGAAGAUAAACCGGGACAAGGAGCAGGCUUGUCUCUUAAUUGACCUGUAAGGGACACUCAUUUUUGUUGUCCUUUCACUUUAUACUGGAAAAUAAAAGUAAAAGGAAGAUUUCCUAACGUCCCGUGAAAGGAUAUAAGGGAUUUAUGUUGUGUAGUGUUUUAUGUUAAUAAAGGAAAUGUAUUAAAUAAAUGUUUGUGUGAGGAAAAUAAGAAAGGCACGUGCUUGAGUAGCUAGCUAUGAUGUUAUUUAGUGUGUGUGUGUGUGUGUGUGUGUGUGUGUGUGUGUGUGUGGAUAUAACUGUUGCAGUCGGAGCACCGAGUGCACUUUUCCUCUCCUUCACUAUGCAACUAAUCGGACAAUCUUUUAUUCUUCACCCUCUGAGUAGCAAUUAUUCAUCGUUACUCAGUCUCACACGCAAUAACUUCGCUUUGUUUUCGAUGUCAUUGUGGAAAAACACUCAUUUUUAAAAUUUUGAUCUACACGUAAAAAAAACAACUAUAUAAAGACUUUUGCAACAUUAGUGGAGCGCACCUGUAUAACAUCUGGCUUUUUAUUGUAACUAAAUCGGUAAUCAGUAUUUGAGAUUAAAAUAUGUUUUGAGGUUAUGAGUGUGAGAGUACUUUUCAUUAUGCAACCACUUUCAAGUUCUGUGUUCUGGAAUAAACAUGUCCUUAAAGAAUAAAAAACUUUGGGGGGCGCUGUUGUAGGAAAAUAAUUGACACCCGUGUGUUGCGAUGAAGCCCGGUGACUCGUACCACCCCGAAGCUGAUCGUUUUCCACCGCCGGCACACACGGAAGCGCUUGAUUCCUCUUAUACAACCGGAAUACGUCCAUGAUUACAGAUAUGUAUUUAUUAUAUGUAUGUCCUGCACAGUUUAACUCCUAACCCCAAUUAAAUCUGAAACGGCUAGUCAGGGUCUUGCUAAGCAUACCAGAAACUUCCAGGCAGGUGUGGAGACAAGUUGAAGACUUCAACUUCAGGACCGGGUUUGGACAGCCCUGCUAUAGAUGGUUCAGUUAGAAACGCAGGAAUCAAUCAUAUGGUUUAUUUCUUUAUAAUUGCUACAGAUAUCGUCUUGCCAAUGACUUUAUACUGCUUUCUUUGGACACACUUAGUCUAGAAGGUCCAGUAAAGGCCCUCAGAUGAUCAGCAACAUGUAUUCAUCAUCAAAAGACCAGUCCAGUCGCUUGGAUCCAUUACCUCUAUCGCUGUGUUAUUACAUUGCACCACUAGGUGGCGGAAGUGAGUUAGAAAUGGUUCCAGGUAUUCAAAAUAUGAUCACUUUUUUUUAGGCUUAAUCUUCAGUUUUAAGUCUAGUCUCAUUGUUUUUUUUAAAAUUUAUUAUUAUUAUUAUUAUUAUUAUUAUUAUUAUUAUUAUUAUUAUUAUCUUUCCAGCCUUCUCUCUCCCCCUUCUCUAUUUUCAUCUUUUUAGUUUUAUUUUAGUUUUUAAUUGGAUAUUUAUUCAUCAUAUAAUGUUAUAUUAAAUCUUUUCUUGUAUUAAAUGGUAUAUCGAUUGCCAUUUAUCCUUUAGCUGUUUUGUAUAAUUGUCACUUUGAACUGCUCGUUGUAUGAAAGGUGCUAUAUAAAUAAACACGAUGAUGAUGAUUAUUAUCAUUAUUAUUUUUCUCUUCUUCUUCUUAUUAUUAUCCUGAAGUUGUGUGUGUGCUGUGCCUGUUUCAUGAGCUAUGAAACUGUGCUCUGUCUGUUUCCAAUUAACAAUGCUGUUCAUUUUUAGAUCUAAUUAUACUGUCACGGUGCUUAUUUCCCGAGAUUAUAAUCUGUGAUUAAUAGCAAACAGCAGAUGGAUACCAUUCGCGUCUGCUGGAGCCCAAGACGAACAAACCGUGCCGACUAAAUGCAACACUGAGAUUAAAUGUUCUUGGUGAGAUAUAUAUAUAUAUAAUUUAUUUAUUUAUUUUAAAUAACUCAAUUAAUUUGUUUAUUUAUUUCUUUGUAUGUGCUGUGUGUGGUCUCAUCACUGUUUCCACCUCCUUAUAAAAAUGGAUUCUCAAGGAAGGGUACUCACUUUCUAAAGGGUGUUUAUUUGGAGCUUAUCUUUUUAUUUUUUUUUAAUACUGUAUACAUUACAUAACUAAGUACCAUCAAAUUUAUUUCUUGAAGCCUUUAAAGCUUGUCAUUCCUUAUGUUUGUUUAUUUAUUUAUUUUUUAAAUCCCCAACCUGGUACACUACUUUACAUUUAAAAAAAAUAAUAAUAAUGUUUACAUUCUUUACACUUGAUUUUUGUUCAUUUUAAUUAGAUUUCGAUUAAAGCACUUAAGUUAAAGUAACGAGUCACGUCAUUUUAGAAAGAGAAUGAUUUAAUUACUCUGCCAGCUUUGAUGGAGCUUGCAGUUUGUGUUACUGUAAUGUCACUGUAAAAAAAAAAAAAAUAAAACAUUACUGAC